Molecule: messenger RNA, 1510 nt
Organism: Hyposmocoma kahamanoa
Lineage: Eukaryota; Metazoa; Arthropoda; Insecta; Lepidoptera; Cosmopterigidae
Gene: TPT
Product: solute carrier family 35 member E1 homolog
Exons: 3
Coding region: 308-1267 (319 amino acids)
Cellular component (GO): Golgi apparatus
Molecular function (GO): antiporter activity
Source: RefSeq, a predicted model, not a curated record
UUGUGAAUUGUGAAGGUAACUAGGCCCGAUUUUUGGCAACUAGACAAAUUUAGAUAAAUAAAAACUUUAGAGGCUUGCAUAACAAUUUUGUUUUUCGCUCGUUAGACAUUAGUUGUGAAUGAUUCCAUUGUUAAAAAAAUUUCUAACAAUAAAACGAAACGUGGCAUAAAAAUUUGCAUUGCACGAUCAAGCGACCAUGUAAGCGAAGAGACAGCUGCGUAGAAAAUAAUGGACUGCAAAGAGACCAGGUAGUGGAGUGGCUAUGCGGGUGGAGGUGCGACGGUGACGAGCAGUGGCCAGCGGCCGCAUGGCGCCAAUGGGCGUGCGGCGCGAAGUGCUGGCGGUGGGCGCGCUGUGCGGCGCGUGGUACGCUCUGAGCUCGGCCAGCAACGUCGUGGGCAAGUUGGCGCUGACGGAGUUCCCGUUCCCCAUGACCGUGGCCAUGGUGCAGCUGCUGAGCACGGCGGCGCUGAGCGCGCCCGCGCUGGCCGCUUGCGGCGUGCGCGCGCCGCCGCCGUCGCUGCGCGAGACUCGCGCGCUGCUGCCACUGGCCUUCGCCAAGUUCCUCACCACUCUCUGUUCUCAAGUUUCCAUAUGGAAAGUUCCUGUCUCCUAUGCUCACACCGUGAAAGCUACAACACCACUAUGGACGGCGGGGCUGGCGUGGGCACUGUGGCGCGAGAGCGUAUCGCGCGGCGUGGGCCUAGCGCUGCUGCUGAUCGCCGCCGGCGUGGCCGUGGCCUCGGCCACCGAAUUGCACUUCGACGCGCUGGGGCUAGGCGCGGCGCUGUCCGCCGCGGCGCUGCUCUCGCUGCAGCAUCUGUACUCCAAGCGCGCCAUGCGCGACACCGGCGUGCACCACUUGCGGCUGCUACAGAGGCUGUCGCAGCUGGCGCUGCUGAUGUUCCUGCCGCUGUGGCUGUGGCACGACGGCGCCGCGCUGCUGGCGCUGGUCGCCCGCGGGGCCGGCGGCGCCGGCGCGCGCGUGGCGGCGCUGGUGGGCGCGGACGGCGCGCUGGCGUGGCUGCAGGCCGUGGCGGCCUUCAGCGUGCUGUCGCGCGUGUCGCCGCUGACGUACGCCGUGGCGUCGGCCGCCAAGCGCGCCGUGGUGGUGGCGGCGUCGCUGCUGCUGCUGCGCAACCCCGCGCCGCCGCUCAACGUGGCGGGCAUGGCGCUGGCGGCGCUGGGCGUGCUCGUCUACAACCGCGCCAAGUACCUGGACCGCGCGGCGCCGGACGCCGCCAAGCGGCCGCUGCUGCCCGUCUAGGCCGUUAACUCGUCCCUCGGUCGACAGUAUUUUUGUGUAUUGAUAGUUCUAAUUGAUGCAACUAAAUUAUUUUGUUUUUACUUUAAUAAACGAUUGUUUUUUAUUACCGUUCCAUUAUUUGGUUCAAGUUUUCAUCCUGGAUCGAUCGGUACACCUUACAUGAUGUACUAAUACUAAUUAUAGAAUAUAUUAGAUAGCAGGAUGAGCCUUGUAGUAAUACGAGUCAUGCAACCCCCGUUCCCG